AUGGACCGAGCGGGUGUAUUCGAUCAGACAAGUAUUAAUGGCUCACCAACAAGAACCGAUUCAUUGGCAUCACCCACUCAUGACAAGCCAGCAGAUUGGCACCUCCCCAACGAGCGACCAGCGGCCGAUGAGCUACCACCAGAGCUACCACAACUGUAUAAAGAAUGGCUGCCCUCUCCGACGAACCAGUCCCGCCACUCGGCCGUUUUCCACCAGACCCCAGCAGCCGAAGCACGCCCAGUCCAACAGAGACGGCGGCCCUGGAGUGCAUUCUUCAUGACCAACAAUCACAAGUCUCCCGGCGAUCCUCCCGACUACCACUUCUCCCUCUCAAACCCACCCGCCAGCCCGACCCCCCCACUCCAUCAAAUCACAAACACUCCAGCCGCACGGCCAUCCAGACCUAGAACACUCAUCCCUUGUCGCCCGCAAUCUUGCUCGCCCUCAUCCUUGGACAGCUUCCGUCGAAGGUUCUCUUGGAACCCACAGGCCCAUUCACCAGGCACCCGUUCUUCUUGGCUCUCCAAGCGAUCCUCCCGCUCUCGUUCGCGGGCCUCUUCCGGCUCUCCACCCGUCGGAUCGGCCCGCCGCCGAUUCUCGUCCAUCCUGCGUCCCCACCAACAGGAGCAGUCGCCGAUCAGCCCUCCAGAGCACUCGCCAAGUCCCCCGCCCAAAAACGUCCAGAAAUCGCUCCGCAAUCGGCUCGCCAUCCUCCUCCACCGCCCCACUAAACUCAACCCUCUCUUCCCCUCCUCCAGCUCCCGUCCAAAGCCUGCUCCCGUCUUCUCCCCCCGCCGUCUCUCCUCGCUUCGUCUCCCUCCUCCUCCGCCCCCUUCCUCCUUGCAGGCCUUCUCGAACCCAGUUCAUUCACUCAAUCCUCUGGGUCCUCUCAUUCAUCCUAAUCGGUAA
This is a messenger RNA of Puccinia graminis f. sp. tritici CRL 75-36-700-3, 909 nucleotides long. RefSeq lists its product as uncharacterized. The transcript has a single exon. Lineage: Eukaryota; Fungi; Basidiomycota; Pucciniomycetes; Pucciniales; Pucciniaceae. The record is from RefSeq and is a predicted model, not a curated record. The coding region runs from base 1 to 909 and encodes 302 amino acids.